AGCAAUCAUAGAUUGGGCCAACGUCUCGCGAUAGGAGGUCUCUUCGUGCUGUCUCUUGGAUUGUCUUGGGUACUAUCUAACUACCGGUAGCUUGCUUGUUCUGCUAAAGUGACAGUAUCUUUUGGUCAAGAUGAAGAAUCGCCGUAGCGCAAAGAAGAAGGGUGGCAAAAAGAAGAAGAAGGAGAAACAGCAAGCGUCGGCAGCAAGCACUUCUCCAAAGCACGAAACAAACCCUCCAACGGCACACAUCUAUCUGUAAGAUGAAUCCCACCCGGUGCCGCCAUGGAAUUCCAGAGGGAUAUGUUGAUGACGUGGGCAAGGACAUGCUAGAUGCUUUCUUGGAAGAAUGGUUCGCAAGCACAGACAACAUGAACAAUGGAUUGACAGCAAUGCGGAAGCUAUCACCGGUCUACCACACUGUGAUGGAACACCCAGACGCAGCCCAAUUUUUUUAUGGCCUUGCAGCCAGUUACCUCCGACGUGAGAACCAAGAUUCAUUUUUACUAGCACCGUUGGAUGAGAAACCCUUCAAGACUUUCCGUGCAGCAGUUCUCAUUGACAAAUGCAAAUUUUCUGUUCCCAUGUCAGAGGAAGAACACAUACAUGAAAUGACUCGUUUGAAUUGGUGUUUUGUCAAACAUGCUAAAAGCUUGCGUGAUGUGGUCAUGUACAUUGACAAGAAGAUUCCAUGCAACUGCUUGGCAGUGUUGAAACAGGAAAUACUGGAACACUCGGAAAUCCGUGUGUGUAAUAACUGCAAGAAGGAUUCACUCAACCCCAUGUGGUGUGAAGAUUGCCUUGCUGCAGAGUACUGCUCUAAAGAAUGCCAACUUGCAAGCUGGCCAGAACAUCAGCCACUUUGCAAGUUCUUCAGUGGAAAAAUCGCUGCUGGUGAUUUGCUCGCGCAGAUCCAUGACAAAAUGUCAACUACUGGGACUGACAGCAACGGCAACAACAAAAACAACAACACUGCUUAGAGAGGGAGAGAGUUCAUUUUGUGGGGCAGAAAUUUGGGAGACGCCACCGUAACCUGACAGGUAGCAAGGCUGCCAACAACACUGCCAUUGCGGGACAAACCAAAUGCAAUGACACCUAUCUAUCUAUGAACCCUUGAUAUAUGUGGACUUUGGACGUACCGGUACCGGUACGGCACCAGAACGAAAGCCAAGACGAUUGUAGGUACUGUAGUAGAAACUUGAACGUAUUUUCC
Seminavis robusta is the source of this 1210-nucleotide messenger RNA. Lineage: Eukaryota; Bacillariophyta; Bacillariophyceae; Naviculales; Naviculaceae. The record is from the annotation of a GenBank genome assembly.